AUGAUCCAAGUUGGAUCACUGAUCGCGAUGAUGGGCAUCAUCCUUGCCAUGGCACAUUCAUUGAGAAACAGACAACACCCGCCUUGGGCUCUGGCUUUGGGAACGCCCGUUCUCGUCAUUGCUGGCUUGUUGCAUCUCAUCCACGACUGCACAAAGAAGCGAGUCAAGAGAAUCAGAAAUGGUUCCAUCAUGAAGAGUAGCGUCCCUUCUAUGAGCGAAGUGAACACAAUCCAGGGGAAUCUUGAAGACGAUCUCGAGAACUCUAUCUUGGGCGAGUUCAUUGGAUUCACAGUUGAAGGUGGUCCGAUAGUCCGCUUCAACGAUUCUAUUCCACUGAAUAGCACCCCAAACGACUCCUUUGAAGUUUUGGGAUACUACGAUGGCACUCGACCUGUGGUGGCAUAUCAAAAGGGCUCUAUUCAGCUCUUACCCACUGCAGACAAGGACAACCAAGGCACACGGAAAGACGUUCGAUUACCGCAGGAGGAGAAGCCUUUGGAUAAGCAAGAGGCUCGGGCAGAGGCGGCUGGCAGCGGAUGA
Trichoderma aggressivum f. europaeum is the source of this 540-nucleotide messenger RNA. RefSeq lists its product as uncharacterized. The transcript has 3 exons. The coding region runs from base 1 to 540 and encodes 179 amino acids. Lineage: Eukaryota; Fungi; Ascomycota; Sordariomycetes; Hypocreales; Hypocreaceae. The record is from RefSeq and is a predicted model, not a curated record.